AUGGAUAUUUCUAAAGCUGGUGAAUGGGGUCGUCAGGCACAGAUAAAUCCAUCUCGGUGUUUGCUACUUAGUGAUAUCCCAAUAGAUGUGAGGGAUGAGACUAUUGCAGAUGUGCUCAAUACAGUGAAGGUAUUUGGUCGUACCAGGAUCCAUGGUAGACGGAGAGAUCCUACAGGGACCAAGUUGUUCCUGUUGCUUGAAACUAGUAAUGAUAUUGAUUCAGACACUGUACCACCAGAGAUAGGUAUUCCUAAUGAGGUGGGGCCCUGGAAGGUACAUGUACCUGAAAGAAUGGUGGCAGAUCCACCUGUGGGGAAUGCUGUUUUCCAAGAAAAGUUGCAAUCUAUGCUGCAGCAGGAAGGAAAGUCACUGGAGGAUGUAAAGGCUAUGUUGGGCCGAAGUCAGUCCUCCAAUGUAAAUGUAAAUCUUGACUUGGUGAAUGCUAUUGAUCGCCUUGUAAAUAAGUGUAUUCAUGUGCCCAGUGACCCGUCAGGUUACAGGAGAUUAAGAGUAUUUUCAGGUGUGAAACCCGUACCGGCUGGGGAGGAAGAGUAUGACCCCUGGAUGGAGCAGGCCGGCCAAAUGAUUAGCGAGUGGCAGUGUGCUGAUUCUGUAAAAAGACAGCGAAUUGUUGAAAGUCCGAGAGGACCGGCUUCGGACAUAAUCCGAUUUCUGAAAGUUAGUAAUCCUGCUGCUACGUCUGCUGAUUAUUUAGUUGCUCUUGAAACUGUCUACGGUGAUGUUGAAAGUGCAUCUGAUCUGCUUGCAACGUUCGGAGUACUUGCCAAAAGGAGAACGAAAAGCUUUCUGAUUUCAUUUAUAGACUGGACAAGCUUCUUCACCGCCUGCUUGUGA
This is a messenger RNA of Silurus meridionalis, 855 nucleotides long. Its product is annotated as paraneoplastic antigen Ma1 homolog. The record is from RefSeq and is a predicted model, not a curated record. Lineage: Eukaryota; Metazoa; Chordata; Actinopteri; Siluriformes; Siluridae. The transcript has a single exon. Bases 1 to 855 code for a protein of 284 amino acids.